Lodderomyces oxycetoniae is the source of this 777-nucleotide messenger RNA. RefSeq names its product succinate dehydrogenase iron-sulfur protein subunit (gene SDH2). Gene Ontology annotation, cellular component: mitochondrial membrane. Gene Ontology annotation, biological process: respiratory electron transport chain; aerobic respiration; tricarboxylic acid cycle. The record is from RefSeq and is a predicted model, not a curated record. The coding region runs from base 1 to 777 and encodes 258 amino acids. The transcript has a single exon. Gene Ontology annotation, molecular function: 2 iron, 2 sulfur cluster binding; electron transfer activity. NCBI's taxonomy places the organism in Eukaryota, Fungi, Ascomycota, Pichiomycetes, Serinales, Debaryomycetaceae.
AUGUUUAGGCCUACUAUACUCAAGAGAUGCGUCAGACUGUUAGCCACAGUAGCUGAAGAAAAAGCUCCAAGGGUCAAGAAAUUUCAAAUAUACAGAUGGAAUCCUGAUACUCCCGAAGUUCAACCCAAGAUGCAAACGUAUGAAGUGGAUUUGAAUAAAUGUGGUCCGAUGGUGUUGGAUGCAUUGUUGAAGAUCAAAAACGAACAGGAUUCCACUUUAACUCUUAGAAGAUCAUGUCGUGAGGGAAUUUGUGGCUCAUGUGCCAUGAAUAUUGGUGGUAGAAACACAUUGGCAUGUUUGUGCCGUAUAGAUACCGAUACUUCAAAAGAAACCAAGGUAUAUCCAUUACCACACAUGUUUGUUGUUAGGGAUUUAGUUCCAGAUUUGACUCAUUUUUAUAAGCAAUACAAGUCAAUCAAGCCAUAUUUGAAAAGAGACCACCAUCCUGAAGAUGGAAGAGAAAAUAUACAGAGCAUUGAAGAUAGAGCCAAAUUGGAUGGGUUGUAUGAGUGUAUAUUGUGUGCUUGUUGCUCAACAUCUUGUCCUUCAUACUGGUGGAACCAGCAACAAUAUUUAGGUCCUGCAGUUUUGAUGCAGGCUUACAGAUGGUUGAUUGAUUCUAGAGAUGAAGCUACGGCUGAAAGAAAAGCAAUGUUGCAAAACUCAAUGUCCUUGUACAGAUGUCAUACCAUUAUGAAUUGUGCAAGAACUUGUCCAAAGGGAUUGAACCCAGGUAAGGCAAUCGCAGAAAUAAAGAAACUGUUAGCAUUUGAUUAA